AUGAGGAGUAUGUAUUCUAAAGCAUAUGAGAAAGGUCAUGUUGCAUUAUUGAGAUUGCGUGCAGAAUCAAUAUCAGAUUAUGAGGAAUUAGAUAAAAUUUAUUUCUAUCCUCAAUUAUCAGAACCAAAAUAUAUUUGUUAUAUAGGCAAAUUCAAAAAUGAUUAUUCCGUUAAUGAUAAUAGUUCUGAAACUGAAAAGAAGAAUGAAGAAAUUAAUAUUAAUCAACUUAAAGAGAUAAAUAGUAAGAUUAAUAAAUUACUUGAUGCAAUCAUUACAGCUGAUUGCUAA
Funneliformis caledonium is the source of this 288-nucleotide messenger RNA. The record is from the annotation of a GenBank genome assembly. Lineage: Eukaryota; Fungi; Glomeromycota; Glomeromycetes; Glomerales; Glomeraceae.